Cavenderia fasciculata is the source of this 4917-nucleotide messenger RNA. Its product is annotated as RapGAP/RanGAP domain-containing protein. The record is from RefSeq and is a predicted model, not a curated record. The transcript is spliced from 11 exons. Gene Ontology annotation, biological process: regulation of small GTPase mediated signal transduction. The coding region runs from base 1 to 4917 and encodes 1638 amino acids. Lineage: Eukaryota; Evosea; Eumycetozoa; Acytosteliales; Cavenderiaceae. Gene Ontology annotation, molecular function: GTPase activator activity; protein binding.
AUGAACAAAGCAAAGAAACAACACAAUGAGAUGAUAAAGAAAAAAAGAGUUAGAAAGAGUAGGAGUAGUGAACGUUCUAGCUUCACCAGCUUUGGUACUUUAUCAUUAUUAUUAUCAUCAUCAUCAACAUCACCAUUAAAAUCACAAAACCUUAUGAAUAAUUUUUCAAGUUUAAUUGAUCAAAUUAGAGAUCCACUCCAGAUGAUAUUAAUGGAUUGUCGAGCGAUUGGAGCAUUGAUAUCAAGAGAAGAGGCAUUUGAAUUCGAGAUGGAGAAGACAUUGUCCGAUUGCUCGCGACUGUUUAACAUUGUCAACACAUUCCUUUCAUUCCAUAUAUUCAAGGAUGGCCAGGUACGAGUGGACGGCAGCGGCAACCAAUUCGACGCCAACGCCAAGAAAUUCUUUCUCGAAUCGUUUAUACAGGGAUGUGUGUCGUUUAGAGCGUCGCUAGUCACCUUCUUGUGCACAUCGCGGUCAAUCGACCAACUCACCUCUAAACACAACCGAACACUCUACUCGCUGCUUCGAAGCAAGUUGUUUAGCAAUUUGAUGAUGGUAACUGAUAGUGCAAGAUCUCUAGUUCGGACAUGCGAAGUCACCACCACCAAUAGCAACAUUGGCGGUGAUGGCGGUGAAGGAUACACAAGCGAAUCAGUUUCAAUUAUUAGUAGUAACUUUUUAGUUCAAAUGAAAGCAUUGACAGAGACAACUUCAACAUUUCCUUCACGCGAUAUAUUUGAUAUGGUCAAAGUCAAUUAUACCAAGACUUACAAUGCCUUUCUCGAGUUGUUGCGUAGUUGCGUGUUUGAUAUUUCCCAACACACUGCCAAAUUGUCACAAUACUGUGACGAGAUCCUCGCAACGUCGACCAUGCUCUACGAGCGUGCUCCCGAGAUUGCCGGCUCAUUCCUACAUAUCCAGGGUAACAAUACGUUAGAGACCAAUGUCUUUUCGCUGGUUGAUACCAUCAAAAAGAUAUUCCCGAUCAUCUCGCAGUCUGUCAACCGUAUCCCGUCGUCCUACCCACUCCCCACCGUCAUCCCGCUCAUCGACCUCAACAACGAGGAGGAAAUAGCCACCGAAAAACAACGCAAAAAAGAUUUUGAUAUUGCCAUUCACGAAGUCCAAGUUGAACAACUAACAAUCGAUGAAAAGAAAGAAGAACAAGAAGAAAUGGAAAGAGAAAAAGAAAGAGAAAAAGAAAGAGAAAGAAAACGUGCAAUCUUGCAAGAUUCAUCAAUUCCAACCAUUAAAAUUGAAAGUAUACAAGAAGGCCUUGUUGACAACCAAUCAAAUAAUAAUAAUAAUAUUAGAAAUAGUGGAGAUAGUAGUCUUGGAGUUAGUGGUAGUAGUCCAGCUAGUAACUCUGGACAGUCUAGUCCAAGCCCGACAAGAUGGGGUAUAGAUCUUCCAACAAUUGUAUUGAGCGAUUUGUCAGAUGAUGAAGAUGAUGCACCCAUGAUUUGGAGUGUCCCCGUCAAUAGUUUUUCAUCGGACCCUUUCAACAGCAAUAAUAGCAACGGUAAUCAAUCGUCUUCGAAUGGAAACAACAGUCCGUCACCAUCAACCACACCAAAUGACCCAUCACCGCGAAACUCCGUGUCAAUGCAACCGACCAAAGUCUACAACAGCAAGGAUUUUGAUAUAAACAAUCUCAACGGCUCUAAAAAGGGUAGCAAGAUUGGAUCCAUCUUUAAAAACCCAUUCAAGAGUAGUUCUUCUGGCAAAGACAAGGAUAAAGCGACCAAGUCAUCAUCUGCAUCGGGGUCUCCACCUGGAACACUAUCACCACCCGGUUCAGCAUCAUCAUCGUCAUCCCCACAAUUAUCUGCAGCUGGGUCUGCAGGAGCUUCACCCAAUCUCAAUGGAAUGGGAUCAGAAUCAUAUAAAUCACAUUCUUCACCAACUCUUAAACCUCUUUUAAAUAAUAAUAAUAACAAAUCAUCAACAACAACUACAUCAUCAACGACACCACCAACAACAUUGGUACUUAUUAACAACACAAAUAAUAAUAAUAAGAGUCCAUUUGAUGAAGAAGAUGAUGUAGAUGCAGAUACUUUAGAGAUACCAGUUGGAUUAAGAGGAAGUGUGUGUGAUCCAGCAGUUGUUUUAUUCGAUCAAUGUAAAGACUACUUUGUAGAGGAAAUUGGAAACAAGUCAAAGAGAUAUUCAAAUACAGGUGUAGUUGUUGGAUUUGAUCACAAUGAACGUCAUAUUGCACAUUAUGCCAAUUAUUUCUACCAACAAGACCAUAACAAUUACCUGUGUCGAAUCAACGAACUUGGUGGAAACGUCAUUAUAUCGAUUAAAAAGGAGGCUGAGCGUGGUGACAAUGAGAAACAACAUCGUUGUCUCAUUCUCACUUCCAACGGACUCGAAAAGCUACUCAUCUACAGUGCCAACAACAAGGAUGGUAACCUAAUCAAAGGUAUUCAAAAUUAUUUGAAACCUAUUUGUUCCAUCCCUUCAUCAUCAUUUAAACUUGCCAAAACUGAUAAAAUUUCACCUCAUUUAUUAUCUUUUGAAAAGAAUGAAUUGACAACAAAAUAUCAUUUUUAUUUAAUAUUUCAUGGUGAAGGAAUGACAUCUGAAAAGGACAUGUUGAGUAAUGAAAGAGUGAGUAAGGAGUUUACAGAUUUUUAUAAUUUCCUUGGAAAGGUUUAUCCAAUCAAAGGAUGGAAAAAAUACGCGGGAGGAAUGGAUACGACUGGAAACGUGGAUGGGGAAAGCAUUGUCCACUGUGAGACCAGUGCAGGUAUAGAAGUAGUUUUACAUGUUGCCAAUUUAAUUCCAGCAGCACGACGCAAAGACCUCAUGGCUAAAAAUACUAUAGUCAUUGUUUACCAAGAAGGAAAACAAUCUUUAAAUCCUUCAAUAUUUACUAGUCUCAAGAAUCAAAUUAUUUUCAAUGUUAGAAAAGUUAAAGUUGAUCCACAAUCUGUAUAUUAUAAAUUAGGAGUAUCUUCACAUCAGACUAUAUCUCCAUUUGGACCUUCCAUUCAAUCACCUCCAUACUAUAAAAAAGAUAAUCAUUUCAAACAAUUUUUAUUGACCAAGUUGAUCAACGGAGAAAACUCAGUCUAUUCAACUAGUUUACUUAACCAAUCAUUAUCAAAUUACAGAGCACAAAAAAUUGAAGAAAUCAUUGUAUCUUUAGACAGAGAGAGAGAGAGAGAGAGAGAGAGAGAAACUACUACUAGAGUUUCAACUCUUCUCAAUUCUUCGUUAAACUCUAGUGGUGUAGGAGUAGCAACUAAUAAUAAUAAUAAUAAUACUAUCAACAUUAAUAAGUUGCCGCAUGCUCUACUCAUACAUAUAUUACUCGACGUUCAUAAUGGUAUCUUUCCAAGCGAAGACUAUCGGUCUUGUUCUUUGGUUUGCAAAAUGUGGCGGAUGAUGACUCCCAAGACACUUAGGACGGUGGUGUUUGCAGGUACAAACGAGCAAGAGACGAGUAGAGGUGUGCGGACGUAUCUGCUGGCGCAAGAGUACAACGAGACGUUGGAGCGAGUCAUUAUACAUUCGCCGCCAGCCAGUCAUCCGACAGUGGCAAUGGUGUUGUCGGCACUGACGACCCCAUUCUUUUCAACGGUGCAUCAGCGGCUCUAUACACCUCCGUUGACUGCGAUAGAGCUGUAUUCGGUCGAGAUCAAGGAUACCGAGGUCGACCUACUAUGCGAUGUUAUUGGUAUCUACAACAUUCGCACGCUGGGACUCAACGGUGUCGGGCUGACCGACAACCAGUUGAUUGCAGUUGCACGCGCGCUAAGAGAGAAUCAUUUCAACCAGCUGGUCGACGUCUCGCUGCCGCACAAUCAGUUCAGUAAGGUGGGACUAGAGUUUUUGGUCAAUACAUUGGUCGAAACGCACCAGUUUAAUCACAAGGAUGAUUUGAUCGAGAACAAACUAGGUUCAGCCGGUCUCAAAGCGAUCGUUGGCGCCAUCCUCUCCAAUUCUUCCAUCUCUAAACCUUCUUCAAACCAACCGAUCGAUGAUAAUAAUGAUAAUUACAACAAUAAUAAUAAUAAUAAUAAUAAUAAUAAUAAUAAUAAUAAUAAUAUUCAACCAGAACAACAAUUGGGAUUACAAGACUACAGAUAUUUUACAAAAUAUAAUACAGUGGGACAUUUACGUCGACUUUAUUUGCGACGUACUAAUAUUGGAUUCGAGGAGUGUAUGGUGUUGCGCAAUAUGAUAUAUACGUGCAAGACGGUCGAUACGAUAGACUUGUCGAGCAACCAGAUCAACGCAGAGUCGGUGGCGCUGAUUGGCACGGCGUUGGCGCACAACACGUCCAUCACCAGUCUCGACCUGUCGUUUAAUAUUUUGGGCGAGGGUGGGUGCAGCGAACUAGGCAAGUCGCUGGCCGCAAACACCUCGCUGCGCGAGCUAUAUCUUCACUGCGUGUCGAUGAAGAAAGAGGGUGCCAUGGCAAUUGCCGACGGUGUCUUUCAGUGUCCGACCAUCUCACAACUCUACCUCUCCAACAAUGACAUUAAAAACCAAGGUUGCAGCGCUUUUGCGAAAUGUCUUCGCGCCAAUCGCUCGCUUACCUAUCUCGAUCUAUCUUUUAACAAUAUCUCUGACAAGGGUGUCACCGACGUUCACAAGGCAAUCACUGAAGCAUUCCAACAACACAGUAUCAUUCAUCUGGAUCUAUGUGGCAAUCAAAUCACAUCAAAAUCCUACAAAAAAUAUUUAACCUCUAUCCUACUUGGUUCAUCUGGUAUAGGGUUUACAAAUGGUAGUAGUUGUACUAGUGGUGGUGGAACGAAUGGUAGUGGUGGUGCUGGAUCUGGUUCAAAAGAGAAUUGUAAUUUAAUAAUAUGUAUUUAUGUUUACAUGAUGAGGAUUAAACAAUUUAAAUUAAUGCAUGUCACAUUGGCAAAGGAGGAUCACCAACAUCAUCAAGACUAA